AUGUCGACAAACUCUACUACUUCGAGCCCCUCCGCUGGAGGCAGCGGUGCUAUACCGCCGUUUGCGCUCCCGAUCAUCGAGGCGUUCGCUCGCGAAAUCCGACCCGCCAUCGCGUUUAUCAUGAUCGGCACUGUCUUUACCACCAUCCUCCUCUCGCUGCUUGUCGCGCUCUUCUUUCUCUCAGACGCACCCCUGCGGAAACGACCCGUUUUCAUCUUCAACGCCGGUGCACUUGUUCUCGGCAUUGUCGUCGGCAUCUUGAACAACCAUCUUGAGAUCCAUGCCAUCCUUUCACCGUUAGAUGGCGAUAGCAACGUCGAGAAUUUGGUUUACAACAUUCUUUUCCUAUGGCUCCCCUGGCUCUCCGAAGCCGUCCUCAUUCUUCGGAUCGUCGCCGUAUUCGGCUCAAACAAGGCCCGUUUGGUCCCGGUGUUGAUAUUCCCGAUCGUCCUGAAGUGCUUGCGGGCGUCCCUCAUCAUCUUCUACCUGCAACGCUGGUGGCUGAUCAGCUCGGCAACGGGACCCUCGAACCCCGUUGCGCUCACCCGUCUCACUCAGUCCUGGACGCCCAAAGUGCUGUCGAUCACGGAGAUGCUGGACAACGGAUACGCGUCAGCCGUAUUCCUUUUCCAGCUGCGCAGUCAGUCGUCCGUACAUCGAAACGGCCAUAUCUCCACCGGUAACUCCGGAAAGUGUAAGGAUUUCUACCUUAAACCGAGGCGCUCGCUCACGCUCGAGGCGUACACAGACUCAUUCCGGAACAAGGUUCGGAUCCUGUUUUGGAUAGCGACGACCAACUUUGUCGUGCCCGCUCAUUCUACUGUUCAGACGAACGCAUUCACCACGACGGCGUUUACCGUAUUGGCGACGGUAUGGAGCUCGAGCGUGAGCUUCAAAGAGGCGCGGGACACCAAUAUGAACGCAUCCGGCGUCGUUUCGGAGAUGCGGUUCACGUCCGGUCAGUCCAAGACGACGACCACCGCAACCAUGGCAUCCAGCGGAGGUGGAGGAAUGGUGAGUUUCAUGAGCACGAUGCGGAGCUCGCUGGAAACGCGCCAUGGGAGUGGCGACGAGAAAGAGGGUUUCGUCGGGCAAUGGCCUGUACAGGAGGUUCCGAUGAGGCCGUUGAGGGCACUGUCGACGAACAACUCCGCAGCGUGA
This is a messenger RNA of Punctularia strigosozonata HHB-11173 SS5, 1161 nucleotides long. RefSeq lists its product as uncharacterized. The transcript is spliced from 5 exons. The coding region runs from base 1 to 1161 and encodes 386 amino acids. Lineage: Eukaryota; Fungi; Basidiomycota; Agaricomycetes; Corticiales; Punctulariaceae. The record is from RefSeq and is a predicted model, not a curated record.